Molecule: messenger RNA, 1032 nt
Organism: Raphanus sativus (radish)
Lineage: Eukaryota; Viridiplantae; Streptophyta; Magnoliopsida; Brassicales; Brassicaceae
Product: protein LATE FLOWERING
Exons: 2
Coding region: 213-725 (170 amino acids)
Biological process (GO): negative regulation of abscisic acid-activated signaling pathway
Source: RefSeq, a predicted model, not a curated record
AGAACAGAACAUAACACUUGACAGUAACAGCAGUAAUGAAUCCACUCACAGAUUCAGACUCUUCACGUUUUCCAACUCUCCUCAAACACCAUUUUAAACUUGACUUCUUCUCUACUUCACAUCUUCUCCAUUGCCUUUUUAAACUCAUCUUCUCAAGUCCACAACACACACAUUCUCUCUCUCUCUUAGUCUUCAACUCAAGAUAACAUCGAAUGGAAGAUGAUCAUCACCAAGUAGAAGAAGAAGAGAUCAACAAAACUAAAGGAGCAAGCAAGACAGACGAAGACACAUCUUCAUCGAGAGUAUUCUCUUGCCUCUUUUGUUCUAGAAAGUUCCAGAGUUCUCAAGCCCUAGGAGGCCACCAGAACGCCCACAAGAAGGAGAGAACCGAAGCGAGAAGAGCCAAAAGGGCUUACGAUUUCGUCAACAGCAAUGACUUUCUUCACACGUUACCUGUAUUCUUAUCAUCCCCUUCUCCGCACCACUUGACCAUAUUAGGCUACCCUUCAUCUGCCUCGGUUGGCUGCUUUCCAGCUGCUCAACCCGACCAUCCAAUCAUCAGAUCCAACGGUGCUCAUGCUGUGUUGGCGACAUCCCACCAAGGCAGAGAUAGCAGACGAGGGUAUUUUGGUCAGCAACGUGUUCAAAUUUUGGAUCAUAAUUGUAACGUGGUCACUAGUGAGAAUGGUAGAGAUCAUUGUCUUGAUCUCUCCCUCCAUCUGUAGGGUUUAUUGUUCCAGUGGGAAAAGACCUGAAUGUCUCAUUUUAAGUGAACUAAAGUUGGUAAUUCAAGUAUGUUCAAAAAAAAAGUUGGUAAUUCAAAAAAAAAAAUUUGUACAACAAAAUAUAAAAAAACACUAGAAUAAUUAGAAAUAGCCUAACAUAAAAACAGUUUUUUUAGAAUACAUAUAAAAAAUCAAUAGGAACUUUUUUUAUAUGGGUUAUUUAGCUGAAAAAUACAUGAUAUGAAAGAUAUUUAGGAAUUGAUGCUGAAAACUUUUUAAUUAGGUAUCUGGAUACAUGAGAAAGUGA